Molecule: messenger RNA, 2283 nt
Organism: Penicillium nucicola
Lineage: Eukaryota; Fungi; Ascomycota; Eurotiomycetes; Eurotiales; Aspergillaceae
Product: phosphatidylinositol-3-phosphatase YMR1
Exons: 3
Coding region: 1-2283 (760 amino acids)
Biological process (GO): dephosphorylation
Molecular function (GO): phosphatase activity
Source: RefSeq, a predicted model, not a curated record
AUGGAGAAAACACGGGUCGCCAAGGUUGACAAUGUGACCUUGUCUCGCCGCGGUGAGCAGGUUGAUGGUACCCUCCAUCUCACCCCUCACCACCUUAUCUUUUCACACACACCCACGGUUUCCACCGAAGACCAGGCCAAGGGGGUGAUAGUCAGACCUAGAGAGCUCUGGUUUACGUACCCAAUCAUCGCAUUCUGUACCCUGCGCACGGCUCCCGCAGCAUCCCGCCAGCUCUCCUCCAUCCGCCUUCGAUGUCGAGACUUCACCUACGUCUGCUUCUACUUUGCGAAUGAACACAAAGCACGAGAAGUGUUUGAGAGCAUCAAACAGUGGACAUGCAAAUCUAGCCGAAUCGACAAACUAUAUGCCUUCACCUACCAACCUCCCCCACCAGAGAAAGAGCUCAACGGAUGGAACUUGUAUGACCCGCGCAAAGAAUGGGCGCGCCAGGGCGUCUUGAAUGAAGGCCAAAGAUGGCGACUCUCCGAGAUCAAUACGAACUACGAAUUCUCCCCGACCUAUCCCGCCAUAAUUCCCGUACCUUCAUCGAUCUCUGAUAAUACUCUCAACUACGCAGGACGCUACCGAUCUCGAGCGCGGAUUCCAGCUCUAACGUAUCUCCAUCCCGUCAAUAAUUGCACAAUCACCAGAAGCUCGCAGCCGCUGGUCGGUGUCCGACAGAACCGGAGCAUUCAAGAUGAGAAGCUUCUUUCGGCUAUAUUCUUGACCUCUCGAUCUGAGCGACCUCUAGCAAGCUUUGCCUCGCCCCCUUCCGAGAAAGAACUAUCGGAUCCGAGCCCUGAUAGCCCAGAGUCAAGCCAGAUAGUGGUACCCGAGCCGACCAACGCCGAGGACCUGGAAGACGACUUGCUAGCUGCUGCAGAUGGUGAUACCGAAGAGCAGCGCGCUAUUUACGGAGCCCAGCAGUCAAACUUGAUCGUAGACGCCCGACCUACUGUUAAUGCCUUUGCCAUGCAAGCUGUUGGACUCGGCUCCGAGAACAUGGACAACUACAAAUUCGCUACAAAGGCAUAUCUUGGUAUUGACAAUAUCCAUGUCAUGCGCGACUCGUUGAACAAGGUCAUAGAUGCUUUGAAAGACUCGGACGUCACACCACUGGGGCCGAAUCGCGAUCAAUUAGCUCGCAGCGGCUGGCUUAAGCACAUCGGUGGAAUUCUCGAGGGUGCUAGAUUAAUUACUCGUCAGGUUGGCCUAACACACUCCCAUGUUCUAAUUCACUGCUCCGAUGGAUGGGACCGCACAAGUCAGCUCAGUGCACUGAGUCAAAUUUGUCUGGAUCCAUACUUUCGAACUUUGGAAGGCUUCAUGGUUCUUGUUGAGAAAGAUUGGCUUUCGUUUGGGCACAUGUUCCGACACCGUUCUGGUCAUUUAAACAGCGAAAAAUGGUUCCAAAUUGAGAAUGAGCGAAUCGGUGGAGACCCCAACCGUACAUUUGGCGAAGGGGGCGGCGCUGGCAAAGCACUUGAGAACGCGUUCCUUAGCGCGAAGGGCUUCUUUGGUCGGGAUAACAACAGUCGAGACUCUCUGCCCGAAUCCGAUGGGGAAAUGCAGAGCUAUGAUUCCGAUAGCCCAGCUGGGAAAAAGACUAGCCCUGCACCUCGCUCAAGUGUUUCUGAAAAGGAGUUGACUAAACCCAAAGAGACAAGCCCUGUGUUCCAUCAGUUCUUGGACGCGACAUAUCAGUUGCUUCACCAGCAUCCGACUCGAUUCGAGUUCAACGAGCGCUUCCUUCGACGACUGCUAUAUCACCUGUACUCCUGCCAGUAUGGUACAUUCUUGUUCAACAACGAGAAAGAGCGCGUGGAUUCCCAGGCUCAGGAACGAACCCGUAGCGUUUGGGACUACUUCCUCGCUCGACGAGAACAGUUCACAAACCCUCAGUAUGAUGCCGACAUUGAUGACCACAAGCGCGGCAAAGAGCGACUCAUCUUCCCCCGCGUUAGUGAAACGCGAUGGUGGAACGAAGUAUUCGGUCGAACAGAUGCAGAGAUGAACGGACCCCGUCCUUCUGCAAGUGCACCAGCUUCUGCUCCCACUGAUAGUCCGAAUGGAGGGAGAACCCCGAUAUUGACAGGCAUCGAAACUGCGGACCAGUCGGUUGACAAUGGAGUGCCAGCAAAAUCUUUACCGAAUGCCGUGUCAGCGGGAAUGGCAGCUGUGGCGUCUGGUAUAUCUGAGCUUACUUUACCGAAAUCCUCGGAGCGCACGUCUGAUACUGAUCAAAUGAAAGAAAUGAAGGAGCUGGGAGUAGAGAUGCAAUAA